AUGACGGUACCUUGGGAACUAUACCGAGAGAUCCAUAAGUUAGAUUUAGAAAUUGUUCAUCAGUAUCAAGUUGUUGAGUAUUUGGGAGAAAUGACUAUACAACCAACUUUGUUCGAAAGAAUUAUAGAAGCACAAGAAGAAGAUCCCGGGAUAAUCGAGUUAAUCAUUCUAGUUCAAAGAAAAGAGACAGAAGCUUUCGAAGUGAGUGACAAAGGUGCACUAAGAAUGAACGGGAGAUUGUGUAUACCAGACAACACAAAGUUGAAAGAAGAGAUUUUGAAAGAAGGACACCAAGGAAUGUUUCACUUACACCCUGGUAGAGGUAAGAUGAUUGAAGAUUUAAGAAAACUAUUUUGGUGGAAAGUUGGAUUACCAAGAACGCAACAAGGGAAUGACACAAUUUGGGUAAUAGUUGAUAGAUUGACCAAUCUUGCAAGAUUCCUGCGAAUGAAGGGAACAUGGUCGGUAAAAAAAUUGGCUGAAGCUUAUGUUCGAGAAAUUUUAAGAUUACAUGGAGUAACGAGAACCAUUGUGUCUGACAGAGACCCAAAAUUUUUGUCACGAUUUUGGGAAAAUUUGAAAGAAGCAUUCGGAUCUAAACUAUGUUUAAGUACCGCAUUUCAUCCGAUUCUUCAUACAACAACAACUAUCAAACCAACAUCAAGAUGGCAUCCAAACGAAGCCUUAUAUGGGAGAAAAUGUCGAGUGCCGUUGUGUUGGGAUCAGAUGGACCGAAAUGUGCCUGAAGGACCAGAUCUUAUCCAAGACUCUAUUGAGCUUGAGGGUAGUGCAAGAGAACAUGAAGGCAACACAAAGUAG
Amaranthus tricolor (Joseph's coat) is the source of this 819-nucleotide messenger RNA. RefSeq lists its product as uncharacterized. The record is from RefSeq and is a predicted model, not a curated record. Lineage: Eukaryota; Viridiplantae; Streptophyta; Magnoliopsida; Caryophyllales; Amaranthaceae. Gene Ontology annotation, molecular function: nucleic acid binding. The transcript has 3 exons. Bases 1 to 819 code for a protein of 272 amino acids.